AUGGCGACAGCGCAAGAACCACAAAGCCACGAACCGAAUUUGCCCAAAUAUGACGCCCUUGAAAUGGAGAAGCAGCAGCAGCAACAUGACGUACCUACUCCUCCAGACGAUGGCGUCCGGAUCGCGGAUGAGCUGGAUCCCAACGUUGUAGACUGGGACGGGCCUGACGACCCAGCCAAUCCUCUGAACUGGUCGCCGUUGAAGAAAUGGGCGAACAUCGUCGUCCUUGCCAUAAUCACGUUCAACGUUCCGCUGGCUUCCACCAUGUUUGCGCCCGGCGUGCCACAACUCCUCGAGGACUUCGACACACGUAACGAGUCUCUGGCAACUUUUGUGGUGUCAGUGUACAUCCUCGGCUUGGCUUUCGGUCCACUUGCUUUGGCACCGAUGAGCGAGCUUUACGGAAGAGCAAUGAUAUACCACGUUGGAAACGUUCUCUUCAUCAUAUUCACGGCCGGUUGUGCUCUGUCAACUAGCAUGGGCAUGCUCAUUGCCUUUCGUUUCCUAUCGGGAUUAGUAGGCGCUGGUCCGAUCACGAUUGGCGCCGGCACCAUUGCCGAUCUCAUGACGGUACGACAGCGGGGAAUGGCCAUGUCCGUUUGGAGCCUGGGGCCACUUCUAGGCCCUUCAAUCGGUCCAAUUGCCGGGGGAUUUCUUGCUCAGGCUGAGGGUUGGCGCUGGAUAUUCUGGGUUCUCACGGCCACUGCCGGCGUGAUCACGAUCAUGGGCUUCGUCGUACUUCGUGAAACCAACGCGCCUGUGCUGUUGAAGAGAAAGACUCAACGCCUCCAAAAGCAGACUGGCAACAUGCAACUUCGGUCCAAGCUUGGUUCAAACCUCAAUCCCAGAGAGCUGUUCCUCCGCUCGAUCCUGCGUCCUUCCAAGUUCUUGGUCUUCUCCCCGGUCUGCCUCCUACUCAGCAUAUACGGGGCCUUCAUCUACGCCAUGAUCUACUUCAUGUUUAGCACCUUCAGUUUCGUCUUCCAGGAAACAUAUGGCUUCGGCCAAAGCACUGUAGGUUUGGUAUACAUUGCGCUCGGCAUCGGCAUGAUGAUUGGCCUCGCGAUCCAGCAGGCGACGGGAAACAGGAUAAUGUCAAAACUGGCCAACAGACACCAUAGCGGCAAGCCGAAGCCCGAAUACCGACUACCCAUCAUGAUUCUGGGUGGCCUCUUCAUUCCCUCUGGACUCUUCAUAUACGGAUGGACAGCACAGGCGCAUAUCCAGUGGGCAGUGCCCCUGCUGGGGACGCUCGUUGUUGGCACGGGCGUAAGCAUCAUCAACAUUAGCGUCAACCUGUACCUUGUGGAUGCCUAUACCGUCUACGCAGCUUCAGCUCUUGCAGCGUCGACCAUUCUGCGAUCUAUUUUCGGUGCCACAUUUCCGUUGUUCGCGCUACAGCUUUUCGACAGCCUUGGUCUCGGCUGGGGAAACAGUCUGCUCGGCUUUGUUGCGGUAUGCAUGUGGCCUAUUCCGGCACUCUUCAUCAGGUAUGGUGAGUAUCUUCGAACAGCUCCGAAAUUUCAGAUCAAGCUGUGA
Molecule: messenger RNA, 1539 nt
Organism: Colletotrichum graminicola M1.001
Lineage: Eukaryota; Fungi; Ascomycota; Sordariomycetes; Glomerellales; Glomerellaceae
Product: major facilitator superfamily transporter
Exons: 3
Coding region: 1-1539 (512 amino acids)
Biological process (GO): transmembrane transport
Molecular function (GO): transmembrane transporter activity
Source: RefSeq, a predicted model, not a curated record